AUGGUUGCAAUUAAGACAAUCAAGACCUCCAACUCCACAACUCUCCCCAACUCCCUCCCCCAGAAUCUCACAGCCGUCUUCCUCGGAGCGACAUCCGGCAUUGGCCGAUCCACAGUCAAACAGCUUGCCAUUGCUACAGACGGCAAGUCACCUACUAUCUAUAUCGUCGGCCGCAGUGCUUCAGCCGCAACAUCUCUCAUCGCCGAGCUUCGCCAAAGCAACCCAUCCGCUACCGUCGAAUUCAUCGAGAGACAUGUUUCGCUAGUCAAGGAAGCCGAUGCUGCCAUGCAGGAGAUUUCAAAGCGUGAGACCAAGGUUGAUAUCUUAUUCAUGUCUGUCGGUUUCAUGUCAUUUGAAGGACGAAAGGAAACAAAGGAAAAGCUUGAGCCGUCGUUGACAACUCGCUUCUACAGUCGUGUCCGCGCCAUCCAAGUUCUUCUUCCUCUUCUUAACCGCAGCGAGAACCCUCAUGUCACCAACAUUCUCGCCGGAGGCCAAGAAGGUCCUCUGGUCGAAGAUGAUCUCGACCUCGCUAAGCCAGGAAACUUCGGUGUCGCAUCCUCCGCCAACCAGGCUGCCACCAUGCUCACUCUCACCCUGGAGCGCCUUGCCCAAGAAAACCCAAAGAUUAGUUUUGUCCACGCCUUUCCCGGUCUUACUGCGACUCCUCUUCUUUCUCGAGGAUCAAGCGGAAUCAUCGGGUUUCUGCUUCAGUGGAUUGUGACGCCACUUGGUGGUCUGCUCUUUGCUAGUCCUGACGAUGUCGCUGCUCGAGCUUUGUUCUAUGCCACCAAUGCCAGAUAUACUGUUGAGGAGACUGAAGCUGCGGCUGUCUCUAUUCCCGAAGGCCUUGAGAAGGCUAAGAAAUCUGCCGGUGGAGUGUUCCUGAUCACUGAGAAGAGUGAGCCAGCGGAUAAUGAGAAGGUGUUGGCUGGUAUUAGGGAGAAGAUGGCUGGUCAAGUCCAGGCUCAUGUGGACAAUGUGUUCAAAGGACUUUUUGAACAGUAG
Fusarium coffeatum is the source of this 1008-nucleotide messenger RNA. RefSeq lists its product as uncharacterized. Bases 1 to 1008 code for a protein of 335 amino acids. The record is from RefSeq and is a predicted model, not a curated record. Gene Ontology annotation, biological process: secondary metabolic process. The transcript is spliced from 2 exons. NCBI's taxonomy places the organism in Eukaryota, Fungi, Ascomycota, Sordariomycetes, Hypocreales, Nectriaceae.